Molecule: messenger RNA, 3154 nt
Organism: Patiria miniata (bat star)
Lineage: Eukaryota; Metazoa; Echinodermata; Asteroidea; Valvatida; Asterinidae
Exons: 1
Coding region: 59-3154 (1031 amino acids)
Molecular function (GO): ATP hydrolysis activity; protein binding; GTP binding
Source: RefSeq, a predicted model, not a curated record
CACCACGAAAAAGGAAAGCAACUAUAGCUUUCACCAAUGGUGUGACGAAGGUUCUGUGAUGAGCUUUUUGAGAACCAAGGCGAGACUGUUCGCCGACUUCUUUCGCAGUAACCGUGAGUCAAAAUGCACCAAGUUCAUCGUGACUGGGUAUUCUGUUGGCUCAUCGGCAGGAGAAGGGGCUAAAACCGGUGGCACAAUCUUAUUGUACGAGCAAGGUAUACUUGCCCAAGAAGACUUCGAGCCACCAAGCCAGCCAGGGAAGCCUAAGUGUGACGUCAUGGAUCAUAAUUCUAUCGAUAUCUCAUGGUCUCCGCCACAAUACGGCCAGGACAGUGUGCAGAGGUACAUCGUCAAAUGGAAGAGGUUUGGGAAGAAGCAAGUUUUCUUGGAUGAAGUUCGCACAGAAAAGGGAGAUACAUGUUUCACACUUAAAAACCUGGAACCCAAUGAAUCCUUAGAAUUCCAGAUCACAGCAGUCUGUUCUGUAGGCGUCAGUCCAGACAGUGAGAGCAGUUACAGGGUGAGGACUCUACCGGCCAGCCCGCCAGGGAAGCCAGAAGCGCGUCCUGCUUCAGCAUCUAGCAUUGCUCUUGAGUGGGAACAUCCUGCUCAGUCAGGGAAAAAAGUCACCAUCAGAAGUUACGCCAUCAAGUAUGGGAAGGUUGUAAAUGGGACAGUGCCAAAUUGGCAACCAGAAGAAGAGACUGGAUCUUCGGAGGGAAGGUUCACCGUACGCAAGCUGGAAACCAACGUAUCCUACGUGUUUCAGGUGGUUGCCAUUUAUGAAUCUGGCGUGACUAGUCUCCCCAGUGCAAGCAGCGAUGUCUGCGCUACGUUUCCUGUCAGCCAGCCAGGCAAACCGGAGCUGGGCAAUGUUACGGCAUCAAGUGUCGACAUGAAGUGGAAAGGCCCUACCAAAAUAGGUCAAGGCGUGAAGCUAAAGGAAUAUUUCAUAGAAUACGCCCAGCUUAAAGAACAGAAGGGCCCGUCAGCAGAACGGACGUGGGAACAAGUGCUGACCAACGGUAUGGACGACGGCUAUAACCUGACGGAUCUACUGCCGAACACCACGUACAUAUGUCGUGUAGUACUGGUAUGUGAGAAUGACUACUUGACACCGAGUGAAACCAGUGUUCCAUUUACGACGCUUCCGGCUGGCCCUCCGACUGACGUGACAGUUGAACAGAUAUCGGCGACAGAUAUCGAAGUCACUUGGUCAAAGCCUACAGUGAUCAGCAAACAAAAAGUCAUAAAGCACUACCGGGUUAAAUACCAGAUUGUCGAUGGUACUGCUUCUGCUGAAAAGAUGGAAAUCAAGACCAACAACGACUCCUGCACUUCUACCAUCAGCGACGCAACUCCAGAAACCGAGUUCAAAAUCUGGGUGACUGCCGUCUGUGCUGAGAAGGACGAAUUGGGCGAGAGUAGCAAAGUUGUCUCAUUCACCACUAAAAAGCUUCUGAAGCAUGAAAUAAGAGUCAACGCCAAGAUGUUGCAACCCGGAUAUAAAAAGAACGGAAAACCGUGCAUCUUGAAAUUCCCACUUGAAGAAGUGUGCUGCAGACCCCACGGCCAAAGUUUUAGCUUCGGUGAGCCACCGAAAAUACAGGGUGUCGAACACAAAGUGAUCAUGGUGGUUGGUGUAACUGGCUCGGGCAAGAGCACCCUCAUCAAUGCGAUUGCCAACCACAUCUUGGACGUUGACCGGAAAGAUGACUUCCGCUUCAAGAUGGUCGAUGUGAACGAGGCGAGAGGGUCUUCUCAAGCUUACAGCCAGACUCAGGUCCUCACAUCUUACACUCUCUAUCGCCACAAUUAUCUCAGCCUGCCCUACACUCUGACUAUAAUCGACACUCCCGGCUUUGGGGACACGCGCGGCAUCGAACGAGACAAGGCGAUCAUGGACAAGAUCCGAGAGUUCUUCUUGGAUUCCGAGUCCCACGGUAUCGAUCACAUUGACGCCAUCGGGUUCGUCGUUCAGGCGUCCCAGGCUCGGUUGACCCAGACCCAGAAGUACGUGUUCGAUUCUAUUUUGUCUGUGUUUGGGAAGGAUAUAUCGGACAACAUUCGCCUUCUGGUGACGUUCGCAGAUCAGAGCGAACCGCCUGUUUUGGCUGCAGUCAAAGCGGCAGAAAUACCCUACACCGGUAACGCAUUCAAGUUCAACAACUCAGCACUGUUUUCGGUGAAUGCCAAGAAUGACAGUCGUUCCAAAAAGAAAGCAGGCAAGGAAGAAAAAGGUGAUGUGGUGGACUGGUUCUGGAAGAUGGGUAAGGAAAACAUGGCAGACUUUCUUCUCGAAAUCCAGACGCUGGAACCCCAAAGUCUUGUCCUGACGAAGGAAGUACUUGAAGAGAGAAAGCGUUUGGAGGUGACGGUACAGGGUCUCCAACCUCAGAUUAAUCUUGUAAUUUGCAAGCUGGAAGAGCUUCAGGCGGAACUUCAGCUUCUUCAGCAACAUGAGGCAGAGAUCGAGGCAAACAAAGACUUCAAAUUCGAACUGGAAGUUCCAAAGUCCAAGAUGGUUAAGAUAACCGGUGGAGAAUUCAUAACCAACUGCAGCAAGUGUCACUUCACCUGCCACUAUCCAUGUCGUAUUGCUGACGACACGAUGAAAGAUAAAUGUAAGGCAAUGAAAUAUGGAUUUUGUACUGCUUGUCCACAAAAAUGUGCAUGGGAUGUGCAUUUCAACCAGCCUUACAGGUUUGAGUUCUAUAGGGAGAAGGAACAGAGAACCUACGGAGAAAUAGAAGCAAGGUACAAAGAUGCAUCGGGAAAGAAGAUGACAGUAGAACAGGUGAUUAGAAAGCUGGUCGAAGAAGUAAAAACGGUCCGCACGUGUGUCUACGAAUUAGUGUCUGACACGCGUAAAAGUAUCAUGCGUCUAGAGGAGAUUGCGCUGAAACCAAACCCACUGAGCACUCCAGAGUAUGUGGACGUCCUGAUUGAAAGUGAGAAACGCAGUCACGUGCCAGGUUGGCAAACCAGAGUAAACGUAUUGCAGGAAUUAAGGAAAGAGGCCGAAAUCUUGGACAAGGUCAAGGAUGAAAAUUUCGACCCAUUCCAGAACUACAAGACAAUGUUCCAGCCUGCCGGAAAAGACAAGAAACCAAGUCUGAUUGCAAGGAUUUGGGCAUCAUUGAUGCCACAAUGA